AAUUCCUAUUUUUUCCAGUAACAACUUCUUCAAACUGAAAAUGGCGAUUACUCUCUCAGCUUCAAGUCUCUCUCCGAUCACUCGUACCUACCUAUCUCCUCCUACUAAUUCUCAUACCACCACCACCAGUAACAAUAAUAAUCUCACUCUCUUUCCCUCCUCCAACAAACCCCUUCUUACUUCUUCAUCACAUGCUCGCCGCCCUGUCUCCGCCGCCGUCACCAGCUCCACUGGAGGAACUUCUCAAACUUCUAUUGAAACUGGAAGUUUGUUGGAGAGAGUAGAGGUGUUUGAUUUGAAUGGAAAAUCGAUUUUGAUUUCUGACUUGUGGAAGGAUCGGAAGGCGGUUGUUGCAUUUGCUCGUCAUUUUGGAUGUGUCCUUUGUAUGAAACGAGCUGAUUUGCUUGCUGCUAAGAAGGAUAGGAUGGAUGCUUCAGGUGUGGCACUUGUCUUGAUUGGGCCCGGUAGCGUUGAUCAGGCUAGAACUUUCUCUGAGCAGACGAAAUUUAAAGGAGAAAUCUAUGCAGAUCCUAGUUAUGCAUCAUACAAGGCACUGAACUUUGUUUCUGGAGUCACAACUACAUUUACACCCGGGGCUGCUUUGAAGAUUAUAGAAGCAUACAUGGAAGGUUACCGACAGGAUUGGGAGCUUUCCUUUGAAAAAGAUACUCGUACAAGAGGUGGCUGGCAACAAGGCGGAAUCAUAGUUGCGGGUCCUGGGAUAAGCAACAUCUCAUACAUCCACAAGGACAAAGAAGCGGGGGAUGAUCCUGAUGUAGAAGAGGUCUUGAAAGCUUGUUGCUCGUGAGAAUGUAAAUAUAUACGAUGAUACUCUGCUACUCUGUGUGUAUAAACUUCAUCAAAGGUUAUUACAAAAUACAAGUGACUUUUAUUUAUAUUCAAUUAAUAUGAAGAUAAGAGCUUAGUGUCA
Molecule: messenger RNA, 931 nt
Organism: Helianthus annuus (common sunflower)
Lineage: Eukaryota; Viridiplantae; Streptophyta; Magnoliopsida; Asterales; Asteraceae
Product: thioredoxin-like protein AAED1, chloroplastic
Exons: 9
Coding region: 41-808 (255 amino acids)
Molecular function (GO): antioxidant activity
Source: RefSeq, a predicted model, not a curated record